Molecule: messenger RNA, 4345 nt
Organism: Nematolebias whitei (Rio pearlfish)
Lineage: Eukaryota; Metazoa; Chordata; Actinopteri; Cyprinodontiformes; Rivulidae
Gene: rsf1a
Product: remodeling and spacing factor 1a
Exons: 18
Coding region: 15-4250 (1411 amino acids)
Biological process (GO): regulation of DNA-templated transcription
Cellular component (GO): RSF complex
Source: RefSeq, a predicted model, not a curated record
CUCCGCCUGGAAAGAUGGCUGCUCCGGCGGUGGUGAGAAGCUCCGGCCCGCCGCUCUGCCCGAGCUUCGCGGAGGUCUGCUCGUUCCUGGAGAGGUACGGACCGGCGCUGGACCUUCCCGAGAUGACUUUCCCGCAGAUGGAACGAUAUCUGCGCGACACCGCGGCAGUUCCUAAACCUCUGGUGGAUCUUCAUGUGAAGCUGCUCAGAAAACUGGGGAAGUCUGUGACCACCGACCGCUGGGAGAAAUACCUGGCUAAGGUUUGUCAGGAGCUGAACAGCACGUGGGCCUGGGAGCUGGAGCAGAAGGGGUACCAGGAGAUGUCUAUGGAGUGCAAGUCCAGCAUCCUGAAGUAUCUGUGUGAGUGCCAGUUUGACGACAACCUGAAGUUUAAGACGGUGGUCAACGACGAGGACCCAGAGAAGAUGCGUCUGCAGCCCAUCGGCCGGGACCAGCUGGGCUUGAUGUACUGGCUGCAGCUGGACCAGGAGCAGAACAUCCGGCUGUACACGGAGGAGCAGGACGAUCUGGACGGGUCCACCUGGAAGUGCAUCGUCAGGACCCGCAACGACCUGGCUGAAGCUCUGGAGCUGCUGAAGGCUCAGAUAGAACCGAACCAGAGUCAGGACCAGAACCAGGCUGCAGGUGACACUCCUGCAGAGAAACAAACCGGUGAAAACGACUUUGGAAUCAGCGACGCCAAACUCCUCACAACUACCAAGGAAGAAACUGACGAUAAGCUGAACCUUGUUAAGGAAGAGAAACCAUUCAAGCAAGGGGUGAAGCAGGAGGAGGUGCCACCCGUCAAACAGGAAAACCCAGAAUCUACGAUGAUGGACAGAAAACCAUCUGCCUUCGAUAACCGCGUCAGCACCAUCACCGCCGUCAAAUCAGAACCCGGGGACGCCACCACUCCAAAAGAUGCAGUUCCCAUCGUCAUGGCAACCACAGUGAGCUUGACUAAGCUCAGCAAGGACGAGGAAGCAAAGUUGGCCGUCGUCAGGAGCAACCAGCAGGCCAAGAUACCUCUGAAGAAGAGGGACCUUAAGCUUGCUGACAGCUUCCAUAGCAACCACCUUAACAACAGCAGCAGCAUCAUCGUGUGUAACCCCGCAGCGAUCAGCAGCAAAGACGGGAAGCUGCUCAACUCGUUAGGACCCCAAGGAGGUCCGGCGUCUUCACAGCAGCAGGUCGUCAUGGCGCCCAGGCAGGAACUGACUAACGGAAGAGCUUCUCACCUGCCUCACAAAGAGGGACAAAACGGGGUCAUGGGGGUCACAGGGCAAGUUGUUGGUCACGUUGGGGUCAUCCGCAGCCCCUCUGAGUACCACAGAGCCCCGUCUGCCGGGCAGCAGGAGCAAAACGGGCCGAGUUCAGAACCCUGUGGGCCCAGGGCCGUGGAGGAAGAUAAGGAGGUGGGUCGACAGUCGGUGCUGGUAAGGAAGGGACUGACUGGACCGGAGGCGACACCAGCAGCUACAUUCCUUCCUCCUGACCCAGCGACGGAGGAUCAGAAGUGUGGAAAGCUGCAGUCAUCAUCUCAGAAACCCGACGGACCUCCUGAAGCUGAGGAGAGAAAAGUGGGUUCUGUUGGCGUCCCCUCUGUGUCUUCAGUCACCAUAGGGAAGACGGACAAAGACCAGGACAAAAACACAAAGGAGUCAGGAGAGAGUCGUCGACAGAAAGACGAGGAUCCAGAGAAGCUGGGGAAGGAAGCACCGGAGCGUCAUGUGUCCGCAGGGGUCAAAGGUGAUCCAGGAAACAAUUCAGGAAGAGGUGACUCAAAAUUAAGCUGUACAGUUUUAUCUCUAAAGAUAAAGAAGUGGGAUAAAAUGGACCAACCGGGGCUCAACGGUGGGCUGGCGGGCCGGGUCAGGGUGAAGAGCAGUGGGGCCGGAUCGGAGCAGAAACAGGGUCCUCUGGAGGAGGCCUCCUCCGAGCUCCAGAAAGAAGGGAUCCGCUUAAAAAUCAAGAUUCCUCCCCACCGGAGAAACAAGCUGAAGAAGAAAGGAGGAAAAGAGGAGGAGGAGAAAGAGCGGGAGGUGCAUGAGGAAGGGAGGUCACUGAGGAGAUCCGCGAGGAUCUGCAGAUCAUCUGCUUUGCCAAACUGCAGGCCGAGCUCGAAGGCGGCUGAGAGUCAGAGGAAGAAGCCGCAAAAAAAACAGGCGGCGCCGGCCAAGGCGAAGGAGGAAGAGGAGGCAGAGGAGGAAGGAGACGACGAGGAGCACGGCUCACCUGCAGCGAAAGACAGAAAAGCUGGGCCUGCUGGGAAAUUUAUCAAACGAAGGGGAAAACGGAGACACGGACGACCUCGAUGGACCAACAUUCGCCCAAAGAGACGCAGACCCAACGAGGAAGAGGAGGGGGAGGACCGAGGGAGGAAACGAGGAGAGGAUGAGGACGAGGACGAAGAGGAAGGAGCGAGCCACUCUGAGGAAGAAUCGUGUAAAUCGGAGCAGAUUCCCAGCGAGGACGCCUGCACUCACUGUGGCCUCCCAAACCAUCCAGAACUGAUCCUGUUGUGUGACUCGUGUGACAGAGGAUACCACACGGCCUGCCUGCGGCCGCCGCUCAUGCUGAUCCCAGAUGGAGAAUGGUUCUGUCCCCCGUGUCAACAUAAGAUGCUGUGUGAGAAACUGGAGGAGCAGCUGCAGAAUCUGGACAGCGCUCUGAAGAAAAGAGAGCGAGCGGAGAGAAGGAGGGAACGUCUGGUGUACGUGGGCAUCAGCGUGGAGAACAUAAUUCCUGAGGGAGAGGAGGACGAAGAGGAGGAGAAAACCGUAAAGCCCAAAGAUUCCAAAAAGAGCAAAAAUCUGGGGAGAAGAUCGACCAGAACCAGAAAACACAUCAGCUACAGGUUUGAUGACUUCGAUGAUGCCAUCGACGAGGCGAUCGAGGAGGACGUCGGAGACCUCUGUGCAGGAGGAGCAGGGAGGGGCAAGGACAUCGCCUCCGUCCUCUCAGAGGACGGGAAGGACAGCCAGCGACCAAUCAGAAACCAGACCCGAUCGGCCAGGAACAGGAAGAGACGCCGACUGAACGACCUGGAGAGCGACAGCACGGCGGUGGAGAGCGAAGACGAGUUUCUGCUCAGUAACAGCUCGGAGGAUGAGGAGUUCGGUGCAUCGGGGGCAGAUGAUGACGGAGAGGAGGACGAUGAGGAUGCAGGCAGUGACGUGGGCAGCUGGGACAAAGGGCCCCGGCCCAGACGGGGGUUGAGAGGGGCACCAAAAUAUAAACCAAAGAGGACCCAACGCCGGGGCAGGAGACGGCGGCGAAGACGCUCCACUGAGGAAGAGGAGGACACCGAUAUAGAUAUGGACUCGGAUCAGUUCAGCGACAUGACCGACAGCGACGCCGAGAAAAAAAGACGGGGCUUGAGGCGGGGCCAGCAUCAGCAGGUCAACUACCGCGAGACCUCGGAGUCGUCCGACAACUCCAGGCCCUCCACCGAGCAGGUCAAGGUGAAACGCCGCGGCAGACCACGCAAAGAGCGCCUGUCAAGCGACUUCAGUGACGUGUCGCAUUCAUCUAAAGACUCAGAGGAAGAGGACGAGGAGGAAGAUGACCAGAAGAGAGGGAAAAAGAGGAGAAGAGAGGAGCGGGAGGACCUGCGGGGUAGAAGGAGGAGAGAAAAGCAGAGAGGAUACGAGGAAGAGAAGGACGCAGGAGAAGGAGGGAGAGUGAAGAAGAGGCAGCUGGAGAAGAACGACAAGAGGAGAUUAUCGCGGACAGAGAGGGAGGAGGAGGAUCUGGAGAAGAUGGGCAGGGGGAAGAGGAGGGAGAUCCUGUCGCAGCAGCGGCGCCGACGGCUCGCUCAGAUGCUGAAGAAACGACGACCUUCGACGGACGAGGACGAGGAGGAAUCUGAGGAUUCUGAAUCUUCAUCAGAAGAGGACCGUCCGAUUCGUAAAAGACUCAACCGCAUCGACUCCGAUGACGAAGAGGACGAAGGACAGAAGGCGGUGAGUAAAAGGUCCUCGGCGGCAGAGAGGAGGGCCGGCAGGAGGAACGAAAGUGACGCUCAGGAAAAGGGGAGGGGCCGGAGCCCGUCCUCGUCAAACAGACAUCAGGCCUCCAGAGGCCCAGAGAAGCCUGGGACUGGGAGUGCAACUGUGCCCCGGGACAGUGCAACCUCAAGCGGGCAGAAGCGGCACAACGGGCCCCUGCAUGAGGAUGAAGAGUACGAAGAGGAGGAGGAGGGCCAGUCGAGCUCAGUAAACUCGGUCCAGAACAGCCCUCGGUCAUGAUGGCUGCGCUCGUUUCAGAUGCUCAUCCCCCACAGACCACCUCUGAAAUCGGACCCCCCUCUCAUAUUUCUUGCUGUUGUACCGUGGUAGAGUAC